CGGGUUUUUCGGCGAACCCGACUCCUUCUCCAUGUACGGCAGCAACCGGGUGAAGCGGAGACCCUCUCCGUACGAGAUGGAGAUCACCGACGGCCCUCACACGAAGGUGGUUCGUCGCAUCUUCACCAACAGCCGGGAGAGAUGGAGGCAGCAGAACGUCAACGGGGCCUUCGCGGAGCUGCGCAAGCUCAUCCCCACCCACCCGCCCGACAAGAAGCUCAGCAAGAACGAGAUCCUGCGCCUGGCCAUGAAAUACAUCAAUUUCCUGGCCAAGCUGCUCAACGACCAGGAGGAAGAAGGAAACCAAAGGGGCAAGGUGAGCAAAGACUCGGGGAUAGUCCAGGAAGACCUCCUGCAGGACAUGCUGUCCCCCAACUCUAGCUGUGGCAGCUCUCUGGAUGGGGCGGCGAGCCCGGACAGCUUCACGGAAGAGCACGAGGCGCUGGACUCGAAGCACACGCGCAGCCUGCACCACGCCAUCCUCCCUGUCGAAGGCAACGCGCAGCGGUGAUGACCCCCACGCUGCUCCCUGAGGGCCACGGGGGACAGGCCGGGCCUGUGCAGCUGCUGGAACUUGUGCCUGUGGGAUCUGUGACUCUGCCUUUCCCCGGGAGCUCGCUCUGCCCGCGCUGGCUGAGGACCAGACCAGCCCAGAUGAACGUUGGGGGUUUAGGUACGCGACCGUAGGGAGGAGAAAAGCGUUGAGGUCGUCUUUGUUGUACAGAACUGCUCGGGAUGGGACUCUGAGGAGGGGAAGGAGACGUGGCUGGCUCCUCUCUGGCGUUUAGAGGGUUCCCAGACCGCUUGGUGAGCGUCUCUUUGCAAACAUCCAUCUGGGUGAGGCAUGGAACUCCUCUUCCUCUGCCCGCGGAGGCUGCCGGCGCUUUCCAGCUCCACAUGGUGCUGGAAAAUGCUGCAUCACACCAGUGCUGCAGCGCUCCUCCAGCCUGAGCACAUCCAGCUGGUCUGAGCAGGAGCUUGGCCACAUAUUCCUGUUGUCCGAGAGCUUUUGACUGUAUCUUUUUAAAGAGGUGAAAAAAUAUCCUCAGCAAAAGAACUAUUAAAAGGAUUUAGACUAUU
This is a messenger RNA of Zonotrichia albicollis (white-throated sparrow), 1080 nucleotides long. NCBI's taxonomy places the organism in Eukaryota, Metazoa, Chordata, Aves, Passeriformes, Passerellidae. The record is from RefSeq and is a predicted model, not a curated record.